This is a messenger RNA of Homarus americanus (American lobster), 3914 nucleotides long. Its product is annotated as cyclic GMP-binding protein C-like. Gene Ontology annotation, cellular component: endoplasmic reticulum membrane; endoplasmic reticulum-plasma membrane contact site; plasma membrane. Bases 1255 to 2862 code for a protein of 535 amino acids. The record is from RefSeq and is a predicted model, not a curated record. The transcript is spliced from 6 exons. Gene Ontology annotation, molecular function: sterol binding; sterol transfer activity. Gene Ontology annotation, biological process: intracellular sterol transport. NCBI's taxonomy places the organism in Eukaryota, Metazoa, Arthropoda, Malacostraca, Decapoda, Nephropidae.
UGACCUGAGUCGUCGUAGCAUAUAGAGUCGGUACGAGGCGUGUGUCUGUCUCUCCUGGCGUCCGUCUGUACAGGAACCUACGAAUAUUAACCUCAAACAAACAUUUAUGGAACUCUCUGAGAUUUUAUGGAUGUAGACCAACAGACCUGGUGGUAAUAUUUUCUCUGUAUUAAGGAGUUACUGGAGGUUUAUCGUCAAGGGAGGGAGGGAGGAAGGGGGACGCAUGGAUCCUCGAGGCCAACUUAGUGACUAGUGUGUGUGUUUAACCGAGGCGUGUUCUCCAGCAUUACAGGAUACCGCAACUUACAACGUUAUAGCUGCUACAGACCAACACAGGAAACCUUUACUGUAAAAGCCGAGAAAAAAGUGAUAAAAUAAUUUGCUAAAACACAACAAAACCACCAAGUGGCGACACAUAACACCGGCCAUUUUGUGACGUCACGUGUGUACUAUGGCUGUUUAGAAGAGACAAAUAUAUUAUUUAUAGAAGACAAUAUAGAAGAGCCAGUCAUAUACUGUACAGGAGACUGUAUAUAGUGACGGCUAUAUCGUAAAGUUUUAUUUGUUGUCAACUGACGUUAUUUAUCUCUAGUGAAGUGUGUACAUUUGGGAAAGUGACGUUACGACUACCUGUGGCUUUCAGAAGGAAGUUAUUUCUGCAACAGUGACCUUUAUGUAUCUACAACUGACGAAGGUUUACCUCUACAUCUGACACCACGGCCGUUUAUAGAAGUGGCGUCAUAAUCAUCAGCCUGUCGUCUCAUCUCGUGACGUCAGACCUGGUAACAGCUCAGCCCGGUGGUCUUCCCUGGUCUUUGUCCGUAAAGACCAGGAGAAGGUGAGCCAGCGACCAGCCCGAGUGCCUUACCUCUACUUGUAGAGCGUCCCGUGCCAAACGUAGACAGUUACUAUUUUCUUUUGAAUAAAUACUGACUAUAUGUGUCAAUCAUAUGGUAAGGCCUUUGAUAACAGUUUCAUUUGUGAGAUUGUCUCUAAUGAGUUUGAAAUUUUGUGACCAAAUUUGAGUUUUAGUAAGAAAGCGGAAAUUGAACCACAAGUUGAGUAUAAAAGUUCUACGGCGCCAACUGUGAAGAUAUUAUAUAGGAAACAGACAGACAGACAGACAACCAACACAAGAGGUGAAGCCUGUCUCCCCUCCUCGUUGGUAGUCAGUCACCUUGGGUACCAUGUGGUCGACGGGUGGAGGAGCCUGGUAGCUGGAGGUGUGACGUGCACCGGAUCUAAAGGUAGUGAAUGAAGCUUAAGGCAAAGUUGAAAUUUUUGCUUAUAUCUGGUGGUCUUCUGAACCGCGGCCACCAACACUACUACCCCAACACUACCACCACCAUCACCACCACCACAGUGACGAACUCCACCACCUCGACCACCAAGAUGUCCCGAGACUACCCAUCAACCUGCAAGUCCAUGAUGGACCUGACUGGGCGCAGCGGCGACAGUGAGCAGCAUCAGCGGCUACACAAAGCUCGUUCGGUGUGGGACGUUGGGGGGAAGCCUGCAGUACGGCGGAGACGAACCACUGAAACUUUCCGCCCGCCUGAUCCUGUAGUGGAGCCCCGGGCGCGGCCUGUGUCCCUUCCAGUCACCUCCCCCGUGAGACCCAAGAGGGUCUCUGCCAUCCAAUGGGCUGAAGGUGUGGGCAGGGAGGAAACCGACAAAGAGACGAGAGGAAGCUUCCUCACUCCCUCCUCGGCAGGUCGACCUCACCGCUAUUCCAGCAGCUCGGUCACCUCCACGCCCUCCACGCCCGCCAUACUCUCCUCCUCCAGUGCCGGUGACGGGGUUGAGUCAGUAAUGUUCAGAGGAGAAGGGAACCUGUUGGAGGCUCAGUCCAUGAUGUCACUGUCUCGACCAUACAGGGUGAGCAACGGCUCAGACGACGAACCCAGAGGAUUCCGUAAAAAGUCCGCCAGCGCCCUACAUGCCCUGAAGAACCUGAGUCGCAGCACGCCGGCGAUGUCCCCGUCAGCGUCGCCGCGACACAGUGACAGCGAGGGACCGCCGCGAGUAUCCAAGGGUACCAAGAAGUUUAUGAGACACUUCGCCGACGCCCCCGCCAGCGAGUGGGUCCUUAACUACUUCUCUUGCGCCCUGGUGUCCGACAUCUUGCUUCAGGGAACUCUGUACAUCACUCCUAACUUCUUCGCCUUUUACUCCAAGAUCUUUGGGCACGUCAGCAGGUUGUUGAUCCCGGUGACACAGGUGGCGGGCAUCCAGAAGGAGAGGACGGCUAAGAUCAUCCCUAAUGCCGUAGGGCUGCAGAUGUUAGAUGGCAAGAGCUACGUGUUUGGCUCCCUCCUCUCCAGGGACUCUACCUACAAAUUGAUGCUUCACAUAUGGAAGAAGGCACAGAGGUUGGCUGACAGUGACAGCGAGCCUCCAUCUGCUGUACAGGUGGCAGGAGAGGAAGACGAUGGAGAAGACUCUGUGUCGGGGAGUGCGGAAAGCCUAAUGGAGGAGGACCAGACAGACAGUGGGUACCUCGCUUCAAGUCCAAUCUCUGCUGUGACCGCCGUGGCAACUGGUGCUACGGUGCCCUGGACACGAGACACCUCCUCCACCACCACCAUCACCACCACCACCACAGCUAUACUCCCCGGCCCAGACAUCUGCACCUCCUCCUCCACCAGCAUUCCAUUAAGUAAUCUAACCAGUUCACAAAAUCCAGUGACGUUAAGACAAGGAGGAUUGUCAGUGGUGAAAGGUGUAGGUGCGAGUAUACCCGAGGAGCCUGGGGGUGCUGCCGGCGUUGGUGACGGCUUGAUACAGUGGUUCAUACAGGGAUCCUUAGUUAAAAGUAUCGGUAGUUCGAUCCCUGAGUACUCCCAGUUCACCCAGCUGUAAAUGGGUACCUAACUUUACAAGUUUGGGAAGUGAAGACAGUCGAGAGCAGUACCAGCCAUGUUGCCUCCUUGUGAACUGAUAGCUUAGUAUAUAGUGUGCUGUAUCCACACUGUCUCUAACGAGCAGUCAUGCCUAUGAGGCCGACUUUCACCUUUCACCUUAUAGAUAUAAUGUACUGUGUAACUAUUAUGUGUAUGUGUGUUCCCAUAUGAAUAAUUCUGCCCUUAGAAUUGAUAUGUGCAGUAUUGUACUUUGGGCACUGUAUAUAGUUCUUCUCAGUAGAUCUGUGUGUCUUAACUUAUUGUAAAUAGUUAGACCUAUCCCUUAGUGAGAGCUAUUCACUUUAUUUUAAAGCAGGUAUUUCCUUCUCACAAACAGCCACCCACACACAUCUUUUCCACGAUCAUUCCUCUUUACCAAAUGUUUUCUAUGCCAGAGAUAUAACCUGCAAGAUUUCCUCCUCCCCACAGAUAUUCUCCCAGAUGUCCUUCUUUCACAGACAUCCCCCUCAGAUAUCCACCUAUAGACGUCACCUCAGAUGUCCACCCACAAACAUUCACUUCCCCUCAGAUGUUCACCUCAUUGUGCCUCCCACAAACAUUCACUUCCCUGUAAAUGUUCACCUCAUUGUGCCACCCACAAACAUUCACUUCCCCUCAAAUGUUCACAAUAUACUGCCAGAUUAUGGGGUCACUAAGUCUAAGGGGAUAACUUAACUAUAGUCUUAAUUUUAAAGGUUGCUGUCACUAGACCCCCUCUGGGCAGUAUGUAGCAGGUUGGUAGUGGGCAGAGGUGACUAGGCACUGAGUAAGGUUUUUCAUUGACCAGAUCAAUAAGGGAACAGAAGGGUGAAACCAUCACAUGUCUUAACUAAUUUAUUCCUUAUAAAACAUACUGUAACAAAAAAUACAAGUGAGUUGGCCUUCCUCAGAAGAACAACGAAGAUGUUGGUUACCCUUCUUGCAAUAUCACUCAAUACGUCAGACUGCUCCACCUGUAUGGAAUAUAGCACCUUAGGUCAUCAUACAUAGUAACACCAUCUCACCUCCCUG